AUUCUUCCAUAAAAGAAAAAAUAAAUAAAAUGAAACCUGCUUCUGCUGGAACAGUUUAUAAGCAGGUAUAAUAGUUGUUUUAGUUAUUUAAAACUAUUUUGAAGAGUACUUUUUGAAAAAACUCCCUCUAUCUAAACAACAAUGGAUAUCAAAACAGAACCUAAUGAUCUCGUAGGAGAAGUAAUAGAAGCCGAAUAUGUCUUUGCCGCUCCAUUAGGCGUUGUUAAAGUAGAGCCCCCCGACGAGGACAUUCCAGUGGAAGUGCCCGAAAUAUACGACACAGAAGUAAAAGCUGACAACUUCUUCAUAACAAAAACCGAUUUAGACAAGAUAAAUAAACCCAAAACGAAGGCUAAGAAAUCCAAGACACCCAGUAAACAAAAAGUUAAACAACCUGUACCAGAAAGAGUGAAAUCAGUAAAUAUUAAAGACAAUAUCAACGAAGUACGACCCCUUCAGAAAACUAAGAAACCGAGUGAACAAAAGGUUAAACAAUCUCUACCAGAAAGCUUAAAAUUAGUCAACAUUAAAGAUAAUAUCGACGAAGUUAAAGCUUUGACGGUAAAUAUAGACGAUCUGGAUGAUAUUAAAGAUGAUGUAGAUGAGGUGAAGGUUAAGGUUGAAUUAGUAAGUGAAGAUUAUGAUCUAACGAAAGCAGCUGAAGAAGAACCUAGCAGUAGCAAGCAGCUUCAGAAACGAUCGAAAUCUACUAAAAGGAAAAGGAAAGUUGAAAAAUCGUCGAAGAAGAAGAAGACAAGGUAUCCGUGUCCAGUUUGCAAAAAAAGUCACAAAACAACUACCUCAACGCUCCUACAUAUAUCUUCCCACUUUAAGAAACGUCCCAUAAUCUGUCGUUGUGGGCAAAGUUUCAUUAGGAAAAAUGAGCUUCUGUACCAUUACUCAUCUCAUUUAGUAAAACUAAAAUCUCGAAAUGUUUACCAUUGUAAGAUCUGUAAGAAGCUAUUUGUGAAUAUUUUAGACUUGUACAUACAUUCAAGAGGUCACUUAAAGAAAAAACCCAAGGGGAAAUCAACCAAAGAGCAAUUUCCUAUGAGAGAGAUCAAAUUUGAAGAAGUAAAUGUUGAUUUAGAAGAGGAGGAAUUGGUAAAAGUUGAUUAUGAUGGUAUAAAUAUACAAACUCACCAAUGCCAUAAGUGUUUCCAGAAUUUUUCUACCAAAUUCGACUUGGACAAGCAUCUUACAGUACAUGUAGGAGACAAAUCAUUAGAGUGUCCCACUUGCUAUAAAAAAUUUGCCAAGAGGCACAAGUUAAAGGCACACAUACUGACUCACAGCGAAGAUAGGCCCUUCGAAUGCGAGCUCUGUUCGAAACCAUUCAGACUGAAGCAGCAUUUAGCUGCCCACAUCAAAACACAUACUGCAGAGAAGGUAUUCAAGUGUAACGUUUGUGCCGAGCCUUUUAAAUCUCAGAGAGAGGUUUACAAUCACGUUCUAACCACUCAUAAAGGUGAUAAACCCUUUAAAUGUGACAUUUGCUCAAAGGAAUAUACAGUACAAGCUACGUUGAGUAAGCACUUGCAAGUUCAUACUGGCGAAAAGCCAUUUCAGUGUGCUUUUUGCUCUAAACGUUUUGCUUUGAAGGAAUACUUGAAAACUCACAUGCGUGUCCAUAGUGAUGCUAAAAAGUUUGCUUGUGAUCAGUGCCCUAAAGAGUUCUCGAAGAAAGUGAAUCUAAAUUAUCAUAUGCGUAUUCAUACUGGGGAAGACUUGUUCGAAUGUGAAAUCUGUUUUAAGAAGUUCUCUGUGAGACAAAAUCUAACGAAUCACAUGAAGAUCCAUUCUGGAUAUAAGCCAUACACUUGCAGCUUUUGCUUGAAGCCUUUCGUCACCAACUGUCACUUGAAGGAGCAUGUCAAGGUCCACACCGGCGAGAAACCCUUUAAAUGUGAAAUAUGCAAUAGAGAGUUUUCGAAGAAGGCCAGCAUGAUCAAACACAAGAGCGUCCAUACGGGGGAGAAUAGGUUUAAGUGCGAAGUGUGCCCGAAACAGUUUACGCAGAAGUGGUUCUUGAAGGACCACAUGAACAUCCAUACUGGAGAAAAACCUUUUAAAUGUGAUCUGUGUCCUAAAAGUUUUGGUCAGAGGAGAAGCUUGAAGUGGCAUUUGAAAGCGCACAAUAAGAAAAGCAAGAAAAAGUUGGAGGCUUGAAGCUGAAUCAUUUCUUAUUGCGAUCUCUUUUAGUUUUUUAUUAUGAUAUUACCCCAUUUUUUUAAAAACUUGUGGUAGAUAGCGAGAAUGAGUAGUCUUAUAUAAUAAUAUAAAAAAGAGCAUAACACUUGGGGAGUGCUGACAGAAGUGAAUGCUUCUUAUAGCGCCUUAUAGUACAUUCUUUCACGGUUUUUGCUCUAAAUUUUAAAGAACCGCUUGGAUUGACAUGAAAUUUGGCAUAGGUAUAGCUUACAUGUCAAAUAAAAAAAGUGAUAUUGUGCCGAUGUGUGCUUUUGCCCUGGGGGUGACUUUCACCCACUCUUGGGGGUGAAAAAAUAUAUAUCCAAAAUAAGUCCGGAAAUGGGUAAACUGACUAAUUUUAAGUAACUUUUGUUCUAUAGAGCUUUUUCGCCAAGUCCACACUUUUCGAGUUAUUUGCGAGUGAAUAUGUUCAUUUUUCAACAAAAUAACCACAUUUUUGGACGGUUUUUUGCAAAUAACUCAAGAACUAAGUAUUUUGUCGAAAAAAACGUUCUUAGCAAAAAUAUAGCCUAUAAAAAAGUUAAAAAAAUGGUGUACGCGUUAGGUCUCUAGAUCUUGUAGAACCAGAGUUAUAGCCAAUGAAAAAUAGAUUCAUAUUCACCAAAUUUCAAAAAGAAUAUUUCGACGUGAAAUAUCCACAAAAUUAAGCACUUUUUGGGGAAAACUCACUAUAACUUUUUUAAAGUGUUAAAAAAAAGCUUUAUUUCUGUUUUUAGAAAAAGUUUCUAGCAUUUAAGCAAGUUACGCUCAAAAUAAAAUUGGCCCCUUUUGUUUUGGCGAAAAAAAAUCGGGAAGACCACCCCCUAAUUAGCAACUUAAAUGAAAUUAAUCGUUACCUCUCCACAAAUUAUUUUACUUAUGUUGUGUUUAUAUGAUCUGUAAGUUUCAUCGAUUCAAAGUGCUUAUUUUUGAAAAAAAAUUGGUUUCAAAGUAGAAUUUUUAAAAAUAUUUAUUUUUAAAAAUAUGCUUUUUUUCAAAAUAACUUAAAAAUUGUUAGAGAUACCAAAAAUCUCGAAAAACAAAAAAGUCAGCAUUGCUUUUCUGAAUAUCAUGUAUUUUUUUGUUUUUCUGUUAGACAAAAACUGAUUAAGAUUUGGUGUUUCUAAAUUUGCAUACAUUCGUGAUCAGUGACUCGUUCAACCCCUUUUAACUACAGCCCUUUCAAUAAUAAGGACUUUGAACCGAUGAAACUUACAGAUCAUAUAAACAGUACAUACACGAGUCAAGAAACUUGUGAAGUCAUAACGAUUAAGUUCAUUUAAGAUAUUAAUUAGGGGGUGAUUUUUUCGAUUUUUUUACCAAAACAAAAAGGGACUAACUUUAUUUUGAGCGUAACUUGUUUACUUUUGAUGUUAGAAUUUUUUUUUAUAAAGCAAAAAAUGAAGCUCUUUUUUUAAACACUUUAAAUAAGUUGUAAUGAGUUUUGCCCGAAAUGUGCUUCAUUUUUGGUUAUUUCACGUUAAAGUAUUCCAUUUGGAAUUUGACGAAUAUGAACCUAUUUUUCAUUAGCUAUAACUCUGCUUCUACUAGGUAUAGAGACGUGAUAUACAGUGCGUCCAUAAAGUAACGCAUAAAUUCAUUAUUUCGUAAACCGGCGACAUUAAGGAAAAAUCCCGAAACAGGUCGAUUUUUAUUUUUAAAUUCCGAUUUUUUUGCAUAUAUAUCAUACUGGUGACGUCAUCCAUCUGGGCGUGAUGACGUAAUCUAUGAUUUUUUUAAAUGAGAAUAGGGGUCAUGUGAUAGCUCAUUUGAAAGGGUAUUCAAUUCUCUAUUGACUAAUAUAAACAUUAACAUAAUUAUUUAUACAAGGUGUUCAAAAAAACAUUUUUUAAAUUAAAAUAAUUGAGACAAAAAGAAGAAUGUAUGUAAUUUAUUUAAUUCAAAAUACGUUUUACUGUUGUCAGAAAACAGGAAAAAAAUGUUUAUUUGACAAAUAAAUAUUGUUUUCCGCUUAAAUUCAAUGUUAAAGCUGCCACCCACCUGUCUCUUGGUAGUUUGAACAUUUCGUUUAAGCGAAAAUCAAUGUUUAUUUGUCAAAUAAAUUUUUUUCUGUUUUCUGACAGUAGUAAAAUGUAUUUUGAAUUAAAUAAAUUACAUAUAAUAUUCUUCUUUUUGUCUCACUUAUUUUAAUUAAAAAAAGGUUUUUUGAACACCCUGUAUAAAUAAUUGUGUUAAUGUUUAUAUCAUUGGAUAGAGAAUUGAAUACUCUUUCAAAUGAGGUAUCACAUGACCCCUAUUCUCAUUUAAAAAAGUCAUCGAUUACGUCAUCACGCCUAGAGGGAUGACGUCACUAGUAUGAUAUAUAUGCCAAAAAAUCGUAAUUUAAAAAUAAAAAUCGACCUGUUUCGGGAUUUUUCCUUAAAGUCGCCGGUUUACGAAAUAACGAAUUUAUGCGUUACUUUAUGGACGCACUGUAUACACCAUUUUUUAAAUUUUUUACAGGCUAUAUUUUUGCUAAGAAUGUUUUUUCGACAAAAUACGUACUAUUUGAGUUAUUUGCGGAAAACCGUCUAAAAGCGUGGUUAUUUUGUUUAAAAAUGAACAUAUUCACUCGCAAAUAACUCGAAAAGUGUGGACUUGGCGAAAAAGCUCUAUGGAACAAAGUUACUUAAAAUUAGUCAGUUUACCCAUUUCCGGACUUAUUUUGGACAUAUAUUUUUUCACCCCCAAGAGGGGGUGAAAAGCACCCCCAGGGCAAAAGCACAUAUCGGCACAAUAUCACUUUUUUUCUUUGACUUGUUAGCUAUGUGUAUGCCAAAUUUUAUGUCAAUCCAAGCGGUUCUUUAAAAUUUAGAGGUUUUGCAAUAUUUGACCGUUAAAGAACGGACUAUUAUUACUAAUAUGUAGGUUAUGCCUGGUUGCACCAACAUAUUUUAAUUUUAAGACGUGCCUUAAGCUCCUCUUAUGAAACAAAUGCGUCGCACCAUUGAAUCUUAGAUCAAUUUGCAGCUUACCACAAUAGAUUGCCACAUGGAUUGCAUCUUAACCUUCGUCACAGUAAGACAUGCUUAGAUAAGAAUUGAAAAUUAUGGUGCAACUUAAGUGAGACUUGAAGCGUAUCUAUAAGCUGAGCUGGGCUAAGCUGGAUCUUAAGAUUUAUUGGUGCAACCAGGUAUCAAUGAAAUUUUGAUGCCCGGUUGCACCAACAGUUCUUUAGCUUAAGUCGAGAAUAUCAUAAGAAUUAAUAUAAUAUAAUUAUAAUAUAUUACAAUAAGAAUACCAUAAUAUAAUAAUAGAUAUAAUAGAUAAUAAGGUAAGAAUCUAAAAUUAUGGUGCAACUUAAGUGAUACUCAAGGAGGCAAUAUUUUAUAAGUAGAGCUUAGCUAAGCAGGAGCUUAAGAUCUGUUGGUGCAACCAGGCAUAAAUGAAUCAAUUCUAUUCAAUUUGAUCCGAUUUUAUAUAAUUAUAUUUUAUGCAAAUAAUUUUAAAUCAAAAUUAGACAAAUCGAUGCAGUCAUUCUCAAGUUGUUAUAACAAAAUAUUGUAUAAAAUUACAAUGAGUGUAGAUGUAUGUAUAUUAUGUAUAUUACUGUAUACCUCAAGGUUACUGCACGCCCCUCGAUUUUUCGCUAUGAAUUAAGUUAAAUAGGAUUUCAGGCCCGUGCAAAAACAUCAUACUGACUGAUAAGAAAUAUUCACUUCAAAAAUGGUAGUGAAUGCCUUGAAGGAAUGAUAUUUUAGUACUCUCUAAAAGUACCUAUAUUUCUUAGUUUUCCUUACAUAGAAGAUAUUUUUUUUAAUGUAUGUAAUGCUCAUUCACGACAAUGUGUUGUGAUUAUUUGGAAAGAUUGGUAUACAAAUCAUGUACUGGCCAUCUGGCGGCCCUGAUCUAAAUCCUACAGAGAAUUUGUAAUCAAGACCAAAUACAAUGCUUGAUUUUAAGUGUGACUAGUCGCUGUGAAAAAAUAAUUGGAAAUCGUUAUCAUCAAGGCCUUUCAUUCCUGAUGGACUGUUUGGUACUCUUACUUAGAGCUCUUUGAUUCACUUUUUGUGGUGUAUCACUCCGCAUUCUUCUUGUUUAUUGUCUGUUUGUUGUAUGACUUGGCUUUCGUUACAAUUUUCUUACACUCAUUCCGAUUUAUGCAUAGGUCCUCCAGUUUCUCACUUUCAGGAUUUUAAUACCUCUAAUGAUCUGUUUCUCUGAUUGUUUUUGUGAUGAGGACUUUUUAAAAUUUUGUAUAUUGUACUAACUAGAGACAUUCCUCUAUAUACGUUUCUGUUGUUGAAUAAUAUGUAGUCUAUUUCAUUCUUUGUUAUUCAAUUUGGCUUUGUUAGGUCCAUCUUUCCUUUUCCGGUUUUUAAAGAAUGUAUUGGUAUUGGAUGUAUAGUUUUUUUCUUUUGCAUAAUUUACAAGUAUUUCUCCCCUAUUAUUUCUUUCUCCGAAUCCAUUGCUCUUCCUUUCGUCGUAUUUGUGCAUUUUUUUUCAUUUCUUCUUCUAAUUUCAGUAGAUUUUCUUCCGAAAUUAGUAUGCCUAUGUUGAACGUAGCUCUAUGAACCACUCAAUUGUGUGAUUUUUUGCACAGUACAUGUUUUGUUAUGUGUCUGGUUCUGGUUUUUCUUAUCUCGAGACCCUGUCUCUACUUGCGGGGGGUAAUUUGUUUCGGAUAUUCCACAUUUAUUAAGGGGUGUUUUAGCUUUAACUUGUCACGCUUUCUAGGCUGGUUGGCAAGUACCUGUUGGUCUAGAGGAUAUAUAUUAUUUCUCCCCUAUUUGUAAGGUUCUUGAACUCACAAGUGGAGCAUAGAGUUUCAGUGAAAACGCGCCAUCGAGUUCUAUUUUUCGCUAAAGCCUUCACCUCAUUCCAAGACGUUCCUUGACCAUUUAUCUCGUCUAGGAUGGAUCUUCUCCAAGUUUGUGCUAUGGGACCGUUCCAACCCCACUUUCUGGCCUUAUUUCAUUUUCCUAUUUCCCCUACCCAACUGCAAAUCGGAUCAGGAUCCGCCACCUGGGGGCCCGCUCUUUAGUGGUUACAGGUUCCCCCGAGAUUAAAGUACGCGAAUUAAUUUCAGCAUUUUCACUUGUAUUUUAACUUAUAGAUAAGAAUGAAGCUCUUAAUAUUACUAUAAAUCCUUUAUUUAAAAUUUGGGAGCAGUAUGUAGUAGUAGAAUUUUUUAACUGUCUGGUUUCUAAUUCUCUUCCAUUAAAACUUCUUUCUCAUCUUUCCAGGUUUCACUUCGACUGCUCCCCUACGAAGCCACUUCAGUUCUCAUUUCGGAUCAAUCUGGGUUGUUUGCUAUUUCUGCGGUAAGCUCUCGUUUACCAAAGACGAUUUUAUCCAACACUUCUUCCAACAUUUCACAAAGUUACAUUUGAAAGAGCUCAAGCAGAAACCGGCGGGUAAUUUCAGUAAAAAGAAGAAGAUCGCUAACGGAUCAAGCAAUAAACGAAAAAAAGAAUCUGAGUAUAGUAGAUUAGUGUUUAAA
This is a messenger RNA of Diabrotica virgifera virgifera (western corn rootworm), 7633 nucleotides long. Its product is annotated as zinc finger protein ZFP2-like. The coding region runs from base 142 to 2169 and encodes 675 amino acids. The record is from RefSeq and is a predicted model, not a curated record. The transcript is spliced from 2 exons. NCBI's taxonomy places the organism in Eukaryota, Metazoa, Arthropoda, Insecta, Coleoptera, Chrysomelidae. Gene Ontology annotation, biological process: regulation of transcription by RNA polymerase II. Gene Ontology annotation, molecular function: RNA polymerase II cis-regulatory region sequence-specific DNA binding; DNA-binding transcription factor activity.